Prunus mume (Japanese apricot) is the source of this 1993-nucleotide messenger RNA. RefSeq lists its product as uncharacterized. The record is from RefSeq and is a predicted model, not a curated record. NCBI's taxonomy places the organism in Eukaryota, Viridiplantae, Streptophyta, Magnoliopsida, Rosales, Rosaceae.
CAGCCGAACGGGUUUGUUUCGUUGACGCAAAUUUUUGGAAACAUCUCUGGCUGCGAAAAUCGCUGAGUUCACUCGGUGACUUUUUUUUGGUUCGUCUUGUUUGACUCGCUCUGCAAAUUUGUCGAUUGGGUUGGAAGCUAGAGCCGAUGGUUCAAAUAAUGAGUCCGCGAAAGGUUGCGGUGAAGUUGGAUGCCGAUGAGUCGUUCGACACCCAACUCGGUCCAAUUCACAAGCGACUCAAACUCGACUCGGUUCCGCAGCAGUUGGGUUUGGGGCCUGGCAAGUUUGAAGUUCCUCCUUCGCUGUACCAUCCCUUGGAUGAACCGAGCCCGCUCGGUUUGCAUCUAAAAAAAAGUCCAUCUUUUUUGGAUUUGAUCCAAAUGAAGCUAUCUGAAGAAAACUCUGUUAAAUUGGCUACUCUAGGCAAGAGAGGUCACAAGGGAACUACCGCUUCCGGUGCUUCGGAUAAGCUCAAGGCUAUGAAUUUCCCGGCUUCCCUUCUAAGGAUUGGGACUUGGGAGUAUAAGUCAAGAUAUGAAGGAGAUCUAGUGGCAAAGUGUUAUUUUGCAAAGCAUAAACUUGUGUGGGAAGUCCUUGAUGGUAGUCUAAAGAACAAGAUGGAAAUUCAGUGGUCAGAUGUUGUGGCUCUCAAGGCAAAUUACCCAGAUGAUGGACCAGGGACUUUGGAUGUUGUGCUUGCUAGACCGCCUCUUUUCUUUAGAGAGACCAAUCCACAACCUAGAAAACAUACCUUGUGGCAGGCAACAUCAGAUUUUACUGCUGGGCAGGCCACUUUAAACAGGCGCCAUUUUCUGCAGUGCCCGCAAGGCUUGCUUUUUGGCAAGCAUUUUGAAAAGCUUAUUCAGUGUGAUCCUCGUCUCAACUUCUUAAGCCAACAGCCAGAAAUUGUGUUAGAAUCUCCAUUUUUCGAUGCUAGAGUUACAGUAUCAGGUGACCCUGAUGAAUAUGGACGUCGGUUUGGUCCAAAAAAUGAGGAGGGGCCUGCUAUAUUUGGUUUGCAGGAUUCAGCAUCACCUUCUGGAACACACUCGCCCCCGUGUAAAGAUGAACACGAUUUUAUUGGUAGAGGUCCUGAAAAUUAUUCCCAGGAAAUUUCUUCUCCUAGCUCAGUGAUGGACACCCCUGCAAUUGAUAAAAUUGGGAGCUUUGGAGCUGAAACCUCAAAGACGCCCAGCAAUUUUAAUCAAAUGAAAGUUCCUGGACUUCCCAUGUCGAUGUCAAUGAGCGAUUUCGUAAGCCACAUUGGACAAUGCAUUUCUGGAAAGAUAUCUGGCAAGGAGCAACCUAGCAGAGAUGUUUUGGAGGAGAUUACUCAAAACAUGUUCAAUGACUCGCAAUUCACCUUACCCUCAGAUGAGCAAUACGUCAUGUCAAGGGUCAAUUCCCUUUAUUGCCUUUUGCAGAAGGAUCCUUCUACAACACUAAACUUGCAAGCCAAAACUGAUGACUGCUUUGAUGUAAAUGAUAAUGGGAAAACAGCUGAAACUAACUCCGCAUCUGCAUCAGCUUAUGGGAGUAAGGUUUCAGAUGGUUUUCUUGCACCUAAGGACGAGUCCAAUGAAGGUAAGUCCAGUGCUGUUCCAAAUGAUGAUGACAAUAAGCAGGAACUGACAAUGCCAAGAAGGGACUCAUUUGGGGAGCUUCUUCUAAAUAUUCCUAGGAUAGCAUCCCUUCCUCAGUUUCUUUUUAACUGGUCAUAAGUUUAUGAUAUUUAAUCAAGCUAGAGAGUAGUCAUCUACGGCCCUCGUGUAGCCCUGUACAAAAACAUAGAAAUCUAUGUCGGUUCUCACAUCUGUGAAUACAACAGUUGCAGGUUGUUCCUAAAACGUGUACAGCUUAGGGAUUCAGAAAUGUAUGUUGAUGAAGAAUCCUGAUACGUUGAUAACGUAGACCUGGUUCUUGCAAACUGCCUUAGUCCCUCUGCGUUUUGUUCAACCUCUGUGUAUAAUGAUCAAGUGUUCUUUUAUAGCCA